Messenger RNA from Nannizzia gypsea CBS 118893, 1173 nucleotides. Its product is annotated as tyrosine aminotransferase. Gene Ontology annotation, biological process: biosynthetic process. Bases 1 to 1173 code for a protein of 390 amino acids. Gene Ontology annotation, molecular function: catalytic activity; pyridoxal phosphate binding. NCBI's taxonomy places the organism in Eukaryota, Fungi, Ascomycota, Eurotiomycetes, Onygenales, Arthrodermataceae. The record is from RefSeq and is a predicted model, not a curated record. The transcript is spliced from 3 exons.
AUGGUUGUGGUUCAGCCCUUUGCCGUGGAGCAGUGGAUGGACGAGUAUGAAACAACGGCCAAGUACAACAUCGCAGAGACAUGCUCGUCCUCCAUCUCGCUCGACGACCUGUGUGCCUUUGCAGGGGACACCAGGCCAGCAGACUUGUUCGACUCCUCGAGAAAGCUGGGAUACGGCGCCAUCCGCGGAUCUGAGGAGUUGCGCUCCGCCAUAGCCCGGCUACAUGCUGGAAGUUAUGAAGGUGCUGCUGCCCAAGUACCGACCCUAGAUAAUGUGUUGAUCACUCCGGGGGCUAUCAACGCCAACUUCCUACUGCUAUAUACCUUGGUGCAUGUCGGUGACCAUGUUGUCUGUCACUAUCCGACGUACCAGCAGCUCUAUUCUGUCCCGGAGAGCCUAGGUGCAGAAGUGACGCUCUGGAAGACCUCGGCUGAGAAAGACUGGGAGUUGAACGUAGAUGAACUAACGGGACUUAUCAAGGAAAACACCAAACUCAUCAUCCUCAAUAACCCUCAAAACCCAACAGGGAAAACUAUACCAACCAAAGAUCUCCAGCAGAUAAUCAACAUCGCUCGAGAAAGAAACAUCUACGUCUUCUGCGAUGAAGUGUACAGGCCUCUCUUCCACUCUCUUGAUACCACCCAGCGCCCCGCAUCAGCCUACUCGCUAGGCUACGACAAGGUGAUAAUCACCGGCUCUGUGUCCAAGGCUUACGCUCUCGCUGGCAUCAGAAUAGGUUGGAUCAUAGCUAACAAGGAAAUGAUCAACCAAUGUCUUCAUGCCCGUGACUACACUACUAUAUCCGUCAGCCAGCUAGAUGAUAAAGUAGCUUCGUUUGCGCUUGGAGAGAAACGCGUGUCGAAUCUACUGGCUAGAAACAUGAGUCUUGCAAAACACAACUUGGACAUCCUAGCUGCGUUUGUUGAGGAGUUUUCAUCCGUGUGUGAUUGGUAUAAACCGCUAGCUGGUACUACGGCGUUCGUUAGGUUUUCGAAGAAUGGGGUACCGGUUGAUGAUGUUGGGUUGUGCAAGAUGGUGUUUGAGAGGGUUGGAGUCAUGUUUGUUCCUGGCGGGCAUUGUUUUGGACCAGAGUUUAAGGGGUUUGUGAGGAUCGGAUAUGUAUGCGAGACGAAAGAUUUGGAAGAAGUCUGGCACAGCUUAGGGUUUUCAUGA